CGUCUUUCCCUUGCUUUUUUACUGGCAGUACCGAUAGAAACACAGUAUAUAUAUGGGAAGAGCAUGUGCUUCAUAAACCUCUAAACCAAACUGAAAGUUGGACUUCCACAGAUCUCUUUGACCAAAUCCAGGGACGAUCCUGGCAGCAGCAGCAGCAGCUUUACCAGCACAGAGAGCACACAGUCAGGUGGAGCCACAGCCUCUCAGGCUGUCAAGGGAGAGUGAUGGGGGACAAUGACAGUGGUUCUGUGGGCAGACAUUCACAUCAAUUCAAAGUGAAGUUCAGUCCCAAGGACCGUAAAGAAUACACCAUUGACUGUGAUCAACCUCGCACUGUGCUGGAGGUGAUAAAAUCCGAUAAAAAAUAUAAGGAGAAGAUUACGUAUGCUGCUGAUGAUGAAAAUAUUGUAAUUCAGCUGGGUUCAGCUGAUAAGAAACAGAUCAUUGCAACACAUUUCCCUUGUUCUUGUAUCAGGGAAGGUGAGUCUCUGGUCAUAUUUUGUAAAACAAAAAAGAUAGAAGAGGCCCGAGACCAACAUGACAAAGAAAUAAAACCAAGAGACAAAUAUUCUGUCAUCUACAUUGAUAAAGAGGGAGGGGUACACACCAAAACAAAAGAGCUUUUUAGAAGCAAUGCUGUCAAACAGUUCAAGUAUCUCUGUGUUUAUGGAGAGAAGGGGACGACUGUGGAAGAAGCUCUGAAAAGAGACGGUCGCUUCAUUGACGACCUCGGCAAAUUCAAGUUGUCUGACAAUGAGAAUCCAAAUGUCCUCACUGAAUGUACACAAAAGGUUGACAACCUAGAUCAGAAAGCAUUCAAGAUAUGUCUUCUUCGGAAAAAGAGAGGACAACGCAGGCAUGAAUCAGUCUCAGAUGUACCAGAGCCGAGUGCAGUCAGUGUAAAAACAGCACUGGAGAAGUCAGGCAGCAGCAACACAAAGAAGAUUUAUGAGCUACUGCGUCAGCAGUUUCCAGAUCUGAAAAAAUGGAUGGAAGAAAGAUUCACUGGUGAUUCUUAUCAGGAAGAACUGAAGCUGAGGAAGGAAAAUUUUGGGAAGAUCCAACAGUCUUUCAGUGAAGUUCACAGAGUCAGGAAGCUGCUGAAACUGGGCGAGUCUGUUUGUAAGAUUGUUGUUAAGGAUGUUUGUGAGGGAACAGGCUUUGUGCUGUUUGAUAACUUCAUCCUGACCAAUGCUCAUUUAUUUAAAGGUCAUGUUGACGAAACAAAGUUUCAGGUGGAUACAGAUGUGUUGGCUCUGUUUGACUAUGAAGAGCCUGAGCCUGACAUAAAUUACUAUUAUUUCACUUGUAAGAAAACAUUGAUUGACCUUGAUGUUGAGUUAGAUUAUGCUGUAAUUGAGCUCAACCCUGAGGGCCAGAGACCCAACAAAAAAACAACAAAGAAAAUUAAGGUACCACCAGGGCUGCUGGAGAAAUUUGGUCCAAUGCCUCAGGAUAGUGAGGCCUGUAUUAUUGGUCACCCAGCAGGUGGAGUGAAGAAAAUUGAUCCUAUAUGUAUCAUUGAGAAGAGGGACCAAGCUGUUAGAGAUCAGUUCAUUGUCCACUCAGUCUUUAACAGGACUGAAGAACAAGGCAUUGAAAACAUAAUGAUGGGUGGAAAUAAAGCAGACUAUGUAGUGACCGAGGACACUUUCAUGUACCACGGCUCCUCUGGCUCCCCAGUGUUUGACGCUGAUGGCAGAGUUUUUGGUUUGCACAGCGCAGGAUAUACUUACGGGUUUCCACAACAUACAAAGAGUGUAAUAGAGUUCGUCCAUUCUUUGCUCACUAUAUUUAACAAGUUUGUGAGUAAUCUCAAGGAAAAGGGAGAUGAGAAACUGUUAGAGAAAGUUGAGGAGAAAGCAAAGAAAAACACACACCUGAAAACAAUAGUUGGGGCUGAGCAAGCAGAUUCUGAUUCUGAUCCUGAGUCGAUGGACAGCAGUUAGGUAUUUGAAUCAUCCUCUGCCUAAACACAUCUGCAUGUAUUGUUAUUUUCUAGUUUGUGAAAUCAUUUUGCUCCCAGCUCUAUAAAACUGUGACUCUUGUUUUGUAGGGAGAGGACAGUAAACUAGAUGCUAAUGUAUGUUUGUUUUUGUUUAACUAUUCAAUAUAAAUGAUUUUGUUUCCUUUAUAACACUGAGCUUGGAUCCCAGGAAGCUGUCUGUUGUGCUGUAUUCACAACCAUCUACUGUUAACUUGUUGGUGAAAGCUUCAGUGUCAUUGUCAGAGGUGUUUCAGGCUUUGUUAGCUGUUAACUUUCAGUCUCCUGUUGUGUUAUCUCUACAUCAGAAUCAGGUUUAUAGACAAAUUUGUUCUCAUAUGAGGAAUUUGCUUCUAGUGUUUUAUGCUUUUGUUGAUUAUAUUAACCUUUUAAAACCUACAUAGACUGUCUGGGUUUAGUUUUAUUUAGGUAUUUUGUUCAGUCAGUAUCAG
Lates calcarifer (barramundi perch) is the source of this 2436-nucleotide messenger RNA. RefSeq names its product serine protease FAM111A-like. NCBI's taxonomy places the organism in Eukaryota, Metazoa, Chordata, Actinopteri, Centropomidae. The transcript is spliced from 4 exons. The coding region runs from base 225 to 1949 and encodes 574 amino acids. The record is from RefSeq and is a predicted model, not a curated record.